AUGUCAUUGGCGGGGGACUCUGUGUUCGCCAAUAAGAGUGUGGACGACUUGCGGCUGAUUUGCAAGACCUUGGAGGUGACCUGCCGUGGAAACAGGGCAGAGAUCAUCGCAAGGCUGCGCCAGUUCACGCCCGGAGCUGUUCAAGUCGCCUGGUGCAGGAGUGCCGCCGCUGCCACCUAUGCCUCCAGAUGUGAGUCUGAACAGCAGGCUAAAGAUGACCGUGCACGGCGUCUGACCUUGGAGGAAUUGCGUGAGUCUGAACAGCAGGCUAAAGAUGACCGUGCACGGCGUCCGACCUUGGAGGAAUUGCGAUCCUCGAUCAUUCCCAAAGGGGAGAAAAGACGCAGAACAACUCCUGAUCGUUACUCUCCCUGUUCGCGGCCUUCGGAUGAUGAUGACGACAGCUGGCAGGACAUCUCGCUCGACGGGGAAUCCGAAUCCGGCGCAAUGGAUGACGAUGAGGUCGUCGUGAUCUCGGAUGCUGGCGAAUAG
Durusdinium trenchii is the source of this 492-nucleotide messenger RNA. Lineage: Eukaryota; Dinophyceae; Suessiales; Symbiodiniaceae. The record is from the annotation of a GenBank genome assembly.